Anopheles nili is the source of this 3504-nucleotide messenger RNA. Its product is annotated as kelch-like ECH-associated protein 1B. Bases 1 to 2955 code for a protein of 984 amino acids. Gene Ontology annotation, molecular function: protein binding. The transcript has 4 exons. The record is from RefSeq and is a predicted model, not a curated record. NCBI's taxonomy places the organism in Eukaryota, Metazoa, Arthropoda, Insecta, Diptera, Culicidae.
AUGUGUUGCGAACGUCCUGCGAAUAAUCCUUACGGUGGGAUUUCCCCACCAUCGGCCGCGAGCCAAUGGAAGGGAGGAUGGCCGCAAUCUUCAGAUUGGACACCGUACCGGCGGACGGCCAGCAUGGAAGCGACGGCCGCUGGGUAUGCCGAUUGCUUCGGAAGUGGCAGACCGCACCUCGUAGGCGGUGGUGGUGGUGUGGGGUCACUUCCGGCCGACACCGAUAGGACUCGAGCUGGUCACUGGACAGGAGGUGGCGCAGGUGGACCAACCCCAAAGGAAGACUUAGGUGAUAUGGCGUUCUUCAUGCCGAACUACUCCCGCGAGGUGCUGAAGAUGAUGUUCAUGAUGCGUUCCCAUCACAUGCUGACGGAUGUGACUCUUGAGGUCGAACAGGAAACGUUCCACGCACACAAGGUCGUACUGUCCGCGGCCAGUCCGUACUUCAAGGCGAUGUUUACGGGCGGAUUGAAGGAGUGUGAGAUGGCACGAGUAAAACUACAGGGCAUCUGUCCGACGGCGAUGACGCGCAUCCUUUUCUUCAUGUACACCGGUCAGAUCCGCGUAACCGAACUGACCGUGUGCCAGCUACUUCCGGCGGCCACCAUGUUUCAGGUGCCGAACGUGAUAGACGCGUGCUGUGACUUUCUCGAGCGCCAGCUUGAUCCCACCAAUGCGAUCGGAAUUGCCAACUUCGCUGAACAGCACGGCUGUGAAACCUUGCGUCAGAAGGCGAACCAAUUCAUCGAGCGCAACUUUACCCAAAUCUGCCGUGAGGAGGAAUUCCUGCAACUAUCUGUGAUGCAACUGAUAUGCCUGAUCCGAAAGGACGAGCUGAACGUGCAGGGCGAACGGGACGUGUACGACGCGGUCUUGAAGUGGGUGAAGUACGACGAGGACAAUCGGUAUCCGAAGAUGGAGAGCAUCCUGUCGGCGGUGCGUUGUCAGCUGCUAACUCCCAGCUUCCUUAAAGAGCAGAUGAAAAACUGUGCCGUGUUGCGCCGAGCACCCGGAUGUCGCGAGUACCUGGCCAAGAUCUUUCAGGACCUAACGCUGCAUAAACGACCGGGUGUACGCGAACGUAAGCCAAACACGACACGCAUGAUUUUCGUGGCAGGCGGUUACUACAAGCAUUCGCUUGACAUGCUCGAGGGUUACAACGUGGACGACCGGGUGUGGCUUACGUUGCCAAAACUGACGGUUCCCCGGUCCGGGUUGGGUGCCGCCUUCCUAAAGGGCACGUUUUAUGCGGUGGGUGGGCGCAACAACUCGCCCGGAUCGUCGUACGAUUCGGAUUGGGUCGACCGGUACAACCCGGUGACGGAAACGUGGCGUCCUUGUUCGCCAAUGUCCGUGCCCCGGAACCGGGUCGGUGUGGCCGUAAUGGAUGAGUUGCUGUACGCCCUUGGUGGGUCGUCCGGGUCGGAUUACCAUAACACGGUUGAAUACUAUGAUCCCGAAACGGACCGAUGGACACUGGUGCAACCGAUGCACUCGAAGCGGCUGGGUGUUGGAGUGGCCGUUGUGAAUCGGUUACUGUAUGCGAUCGGUGGAUUCGACGGCAAGACACGACUCGCAACAGUCGAGUGCUACCAUCCGGAAAAUAACGCCUGGACAAUGGUGCCAGCGAUGCAGUACGGUCGCAGUGGCGCUGGUGUGGCCGCUUUACAUCAGCACAUUUACGUAGUCGGUGGAUUCGAUGGGACACGGCAACUCGCUUCGGUGGAACGGUACGAUACGGAGAAGCAAUGCUGGGACAUGGUCGCACCGGUUCGCAUCGCUCGAAGUGCGCUCUCGCUAACCGUACUGGAUGGGCGGUUGUACGCGAUCGGUGGUUACGACGGGCAGGACUUUCUGACCAUUGUCGAGGUGUACGAUCCGGUGCGGGAUGUUUGGGACGAAGGUACACCGCUCACAUCUGGUCGCAGUGGUCACGCAUCUGCCGUCAUUUACACACCAUCCUGCAUCUCCAGCUACAUGGAAGGUCUCAAUUUGGGCGGGCAAGAUAAGCGUGAUGGUGAUGGAGGUGGAGCCAGUGAUGACGGUGGUAAUGGACAUCCAACGAAACCGUCAACUUCGUCCUCGACGGUGGCUCCUUCAGGUGACGCACCCGGAUCGUCCAGUGGAGGUGGUAGCGGAGGAUGUCCCCAAGGCUCAUCGACGGUCACCGGUGAGACGCAAGAAGACACCACAGAACGUGAACAGUUUGCCAUGGAAACCGACUCUAGUCAAGAGGAAUGUGAUACGAAAGAUGCCGUCUCGACCGUAGAAGACGGUGAGCCCUUCCGGGAGGGUGCCCCACCACCGGAAUUCUUUCCUAGCGUGUUGGCCAUGCGGCAGAUGGCUUGCGUUAACCGUCAAUCGCCAGUUACCGACGUGGGUCCUUGCCGGUUGACGCGCCGUAUCCUGUCCUGUCGAAAAGCGAAACGCUGUCCUAACAAGGAUCACCGUGCCAACGGUCCCGGUAAUGGUACGCGAGCAUCCUCACCCUGCCCGAAACGGUCCGUCUCUUCCACAGCCCGGUACACGCUGACAUUGGCACCGAUUCCGGCCACACGAAAGUCCGGAAGUGGUUGUAAAAGCAAACGAAAAGCGCCACCGACCGCCCAGGGUUCCACGAGUGACGACAAUUGCGCGCUAGUGAGACUGAAAAAACGUAUCACCUGCCUCGUGUCCGCCUUCGUUUCACCAAAUUCAUCCGGCACUUCCAACACGCUGCCAUCCGCGUCUAAUCCUGUGGAACCCUCGUCAACUGCGGCCACUCCAACGCCACCAAACGACGUACUCCCGACGGUUCCAGCGAUCGUGUUAUCAACAGCAGAUGAACUUCGGACGGUGGAUCAGCGUCGAAGCUCCUAUUCCUUGAUCCCCCUGCUAACCACCUCCACGACACCCGCAACGGCCGUUGCUGCAAUGGAACAGCACCGAACAGCAACACCAAAUGCCAAGUUAUGACCCCACCACUGUGCCAGUUCAAUGUGACACGCACGAGAUCAUCAUCCUCGUUGUCCGGUGGCCUUCCAAGCCACUACGACCGGGACGAGUGGAAGUAUUUGUGUGAAACCCGAGGCGAAAGCAGAGCGAGUGCAAACGUUGCUGUCGAUCCUAGAAUGAAUCUGAUUAAGAAAGCGAACUCGUACAAUCAAGGGAGGCUACCCUAGUGCCGCGGUGGUGGCGGUGUCGACUACCGGCGAGCCAAACGAACCAACUAAAGUCCGCCAGGGGUCCGGUCAAGCUGAAGACAUUCCUUUUUUAAAAGAGAAAAUCCCAAGGAUAACGGACACUAGUGAUAGUGGUGUGACGUGGGACGACGACGUGCCUAUCCGGUUUGUCUUGUACCAUGUAUGAGAUCGGUAGGUGCACGGGGAGUGCCCUCAAGGAACAAGUCAACCACACACACUCGCUAUACUUCGCUACAGUGGCGCUCCGUUUCUUCCGCCAGCGAAUGCGUCGCUGCUUCGAAACCUAGACGAAUAAUAACUGCUAUGGUUUAAUUUUAUUUGC